Rhagoletis zephyria (snowberry fruit fly) is the source of this 3530-nucleotide messenger RNA. RefSeq names its product glucose dehydrogenase [FAD, quinone]. The record is from RefSeq and is a predicted model, not a curated record. Gene Ontology annotation, molecular function: oxidoreductase activity, acting on CH-OH group of donors; flavin adenine dinucleotide binding. NCBI's taxonomy places the organism in Eukaryota, Metazoa, Arthropoda, Insecta, Diptera, Tephritidae.
UGUAACACUGCAGACGCGUUUAACGGUAAAACGGUGGCCUUGGUGAAGCUUUCCUAUGCGAAGAAAAAGAAAAAGGUGUUGUGAACGUAACUACAUGAAAAAGGUGAAGUGGACGGGCAGCAGACGGUUUGUGGUUGUGUGUGAUUAGAAAAUAUAUGCAGCAAAAUAUUUCGAUAUCUAUAAAAACAAAAUAACUACUUGGCUGUAGUAGGCGCAUGCGCCACCGCAAAAGCCGCUGGUUGGACAGGAGGAGCAAUGCCUUAAACGCUAAAAGCGCGUACGUGACAGAAAUCAUUUCGGUGUGUGUGCUAAAGCUAAUUCCAACAAUACCCGCUUUACGGCGCAUGAACGUAACACCGCGAACAACCGUUCGUGACGUCGACGACGUCAAUCGAAAUAACAGUUGAUCGCGCGGUCGAGUGAAGUGAAAAAUACAAAUCAAGUGAAAUAAAAAGACUUAAGAAAGCGAAAAUUAUUUUACCCAACCGUGUGUAGUGAAAAGUGUCUGAGGUGCAAGGUGUAACAAAGGAAGGCCAGUAUAUGCGGCUCAUGUGCAUUGUAAAAAGCACCACAAGACGAAAGAAAAAGUACAUAUAUGUGCUAAAUAAAAUAAAAAACAGCAAUAUUCAUUGAAAACUACUUUGCGCUUUGAUAAUUCAAAAUGGUUAUUGGUCUUGGCACUGCUGCGGGAGUCAUCUUCAAGGCAAGCGCCGGUUCGAAAGCAGCCGUGACAGCUGGUGCCGCAGCGGUUGGCGCCUCCAAGCUGGGCCUUGCCAUUGCCGGUGCGAUCAAACUAGCCACCACUGUUAUUGGCGUGGGAAAAUUGGCCAUCUUGCCCUUUCUGAUAGCCGCCAUUGCCUAUUAUAAUUAUGAUCUCUUCGAUCCAGAGAAUCGCCCAUUCAAUGUGCCAGAAGUUUCGAUGGCCUACGACUUCAUUAUUGUGGGUGGCGGUUCUGCGGGUUGCGUAUUAGCUUCGCGUUUAUCAGAAGUGCCACACUGGCGCAUUUUGCUGCUGGAAGCGGGCGGCCAGGAAACGGAGAUCUCGGACGUACCUUUGCUGUCAUUAUAUUUGCACAAGAGCAAAAUGGAUUGGAAAUAUCGCACCCAACCGCAGGACACGGCUUGUCAGGCAAUGAAAGAUCGCCGCUGCUGUUGGACGCGUGGCAAAGUCAUAGGCGGCAGCUCAGUGCUCAAUACUAUGCUCUAUAUACGUGGAAAUCGACGCGACUUCGAUCAGUGGGCAUCUUUUGGCAAUCCUGGUUGGGCAUAUGAGGAUAUAUUGCCCUACUUCCGCAAGUCGGAGGAUCAGCGCAAUCCAUAUCUGGCGCGUAAUAAACGCUAUCAUGGCACAGGCGGACUUUGGACAGUGCAGGACUCGCCCUAUAAUACGCCACUCGGACCAGCGUUCCUGCAGGCCGGCGAGGAGAUAGGCUACGACAUUGUGGAUGUAAAUGGUGAACAACAGACUGGAUUCGCUUUUUAUCAAUUCAACAUGCGACGCGGCUCGCGUGCUUCCGCUGCUAAGAGUUUUCUGCGGCCGGCGCGUCUGCGAAAGAACUUGGAUGUGGCGCUUUUCGCACAUGUUACCAAAGUAUUGACGCAUCCGGAAACUAAACGUGCCAUCGGUGUACAAUUUAUACGGGAUGGGCGCUUGCAAACCGUUUACGCCACCCGCGAAGUCAUACUCUCCGCCGGCGCGCUCAGCUCACCGCAUUUAAUGAUGCUAUCGGGCAUUGGACCGGCCGAUGAGCUGCAACGCGUAGGCAUACCAUUGGUGCAGCACCUGUAUGGUGUGGGGCAAAAUCUGCAAGAUCACAUUGCUGUGGGUGGUAUUGCAUUCCUCAUUGAUUACCCAAUUUCGAUUGUGAUGAAGCGAAUGGUUAACAUUAACACGGCUUUGCGCUAUGCUAUCACCGAAGAUGGGCCGCUCACGUCCAGUGUUGGUUUGGAGGCUGUUGCUUUCAUCAACACAAAGUAUGCUAAUGCCAGCGACGACUGGCCCGAUAUCAGUUUCAUGAUGACCUCAGCGUCGGUUAUGUCUGACGGCGGUUCGCAGGUUAAGACCGCGCAUGGUUUAACGGACGAAUUCUACAAUGAAGUCUUUAGCGAAGUGAAUGAUCGCGACGUUUUCGGCAUUUUCCCCAUGAUGCUGCGCCCAAAGAGUCGGGGCUUUAUUAAACUGGCCUCGAAAAAUCCGCUGCGCUAUCCACUGAUUUACCACAACUACCUCACACAUCCAGACGAUGUGAACGUUUUACGCGAGGGCGUUAAGACAGCGGUCGCUAUGGGCGAGACGCAAGCAUUGAAACGCUUUGGCUCGCGGUUUUGGAGCAAACCUCUGCCGAACUGCAAGCAUCUGCCACAAUUCACCGACGAGUAUUGGGACUGCGCCAUACGCCAGUACACGAUGACCAUCUACCACAUGUCGGGCACUGCCAAAAUGGGUCCACCCAAUGAUCCAUGGGCCGUUGUUGAUCCGCAACUGAGGGUAUAUGGUGUACCAGGGCUGCGUGUAAUCGAUGCCAGCAUUAUGCCCACCAUCACCAAUGGCAACAUACAUGCGCCGGUGAUAAUGAUCGCCGAGAAGGGCGCAGAUAUGAUAAAAGAGCUGUGGCUUAGCAGUACACAGUGGCGUGCGAAGCGAAAGGCGAGGUCCGAGGUGAACCCUAUUUGCAAUAUAACCGAAGCGCUGGGGAGUACAGCGAAAAAGAGUGAAGAAAAAUGAAAGUUGAGGGCAAAAACUGAAAAAAAAGUAAAUGGAUACAACUUCAAAGCGCUGUAUUUAUGCAGGUACUGAAGGAAUUGGAUUGGAUUGGUUAUUUGGCAGCGGUAUCGUAACGUUGGGGGGUGUGAAGUAUGUAUGAAAGGCGAUCAGUUUACUUCGAUAAUCCAACCGCAGCUUAUUAUUAAAUCCAGCAUGCUGAGUGUACAUACACUUAAUCCUCAAAAGCUUCAAUUUAGUCACUAGUUAGUUAAUUACAUCAUAAUUUUAAAUGACAUAAAUUGUACAAGAUUUUUCACCAACUAAUUUAAUUGCCUGUAUUUUCAAUCUUGCUUUGUUCUUAGUCACAACUUUUUAUUUUAACUUUAAAUAAUUUAUAUUAUUUGCGAAUUAAGUACACACAUAAUUUUAGUUAGUGGCGAUUCAACAAAGAUUACUUGGUAAGUCAUUUUAUGCAUUGUACAUAUCGAGUCACAAUUUCGAUACCUAUAAGAUAAUGUGCUUUUAAGCCUAGUUUAUAGAUUAAUAAAUGAAACGUUUUGGAAGUAGCAUGUUUCUUUUUCAUUUAUUUGUCGUCAUUUUCUAACAAAUGAUGAUUUGCUACUCAUGAAGUACCUAGACCUUCCAUUUCUAUUUUAAAAUCUGAAAUUGACUUGUGGCUGGAAUUGACGGCUGUGGAUGGUUUGAAAUCAAAUAAUAUUUGGCUAAAUAGUUAGGGCCGAAAAAGCACACAGAAUGUGCUCCAACAUCUCUCUCUCCAGAUUGCGGCAAGUUAGAUAGCUAGAGACUUAUUUAAUUAAAAUUCUCG